This is a messenger RNA of Phytophthora infestans T30-4, 1014 nucleotides long. RefSeq lists its product as uncharacterized. The transcript has 3 exons. Lineage: Eukaryota; Oomycota; Peronosporomycetes; Peronosporales; Peronosporaceae. The record is from RefSeq and is a predicted model, not a curated record. Bases 1 to 1014 code for a protein of 337 amino acids.
AUGGAGCCUGACGAGAGCAACGCCAUUCGCUGGGCAGGCCAGCAGCUCGGGAAUAGUGGACCUGAGGCCUGUGCGCAAGCCCACUUGCUUUCCACUAAACGGGUGCAACUCCUGGCAGUCCAGGAUGCCGUUCUUCGCUUCUUGGCGAGCCUUCCGCAUCAGGAAUGGACUGUCAUUGGGUGUCAAUAUCUGCUUGAGACUGGUGGGCGAUGGAACGCCGUCGCUGUCGCCUCACUGCUGGACAAAGUGAUGGCCCAAGCGCUGGACAAAACGCUAAUGCUCGCUGAGAUCUGCUGGAUCCGCAGUGUUUCGCCCUCUGCUCGAGCUCUAGCUAGUAACACUCCUGUUACCGUCUCGUCAGUGCUGAACGACAAUAUGUUGUUCGCGGCCGAAGACUAUUUCCUUUACGACGAAACUCGCCGAUGUGUUUUCUGCUGGGUCGACGAGUGGGAAGCUGAUCAGAGUAAAGAGAUCUGGCGAUUUGUGCCCGCCAGCCCGGACUUUUACAUCCUCAACGUGUACUCGCAGGAGUAUUUGCUCGCAUCGGAUGUUGCUGCAUCGGAGAGUGCUGAAGGUUACGGAGAGAAAAGGGCGUUCACCUGGCUGGGCGACUCGUAUUUGAUCUCACCCCCAACUACGGGUUCUGCAUUUCGUCGUUUGGUGCUUACGAGCAGCUAUCGUCCUCUAGAUCAAUCGUGGAAUGAGUGCCACAAGUGGAAGAUUAAGCGCGCGGCCCCAUCGCUGCUGGAGCGAGGCCUGGACGCAUUUUUCGCGAAGGACUACGCCGCCGCAGUGGACUUGCUUGCUCCUCUUUUGGAGACUAAGACACCUUCUGCAGCUGGAAGCAUCAAGAUCUAUUGGUACCGCAUGGUGGCCAACUUGAAAUUGCAAAAUAAGGAGCUGUUUCGUGAAGAUGCCGACAGGCUUGGAAAGGUGGGAGGGUGCCCCAAGUACUUUCGGGAGGUCUUCAAAGAUGUUCUAGGCGACGACUUGUACCGUUGUCGAGAGCACUGA